Messenger RNA from Pundamilia nyererei, 628 nucleotides. RefSeq names its product myosin-7. NCBI's taxonomy places the organism in Eukaryota, Metazoa, Chordata, Actinopteri, Cichliformes, Cichlidae. The record is from RefSeq and is a predicted model, not a curated record. The transcript is spliced from 5 exons. Bases 1 to 522 code for a protein of 173 amino acids. Gene Ontology annotation, cellular component: myosin complex.
AUGAUGGCAGAGGAGCUGAAGAAAGAGCAGGACACCAGCGCUCAUCUGGAGCGAAUGAAGAAGAACAUGGAGCAAACCAUCAAAGACCUGCAGCACCGCCUGGAUGAAGCUGAGCAGAUCGCCAUGAAGGGAGGCAAGAAGCAGAUUCAGAAGCUCGAGGCCAGGGUCAAGGAACUUGAAAAUGAGGUGGAAAAUGAGCAGAAAAAGGCCAGCGAUGCUGUGAAGGGAGUAAGAAAGUAUGAAAGGCGUAUCAAGGAGCUUACUUAUCAGACCGAAGAAGAUCGCAAAAAUCUCGCACGUCUUCAAGACUUGGUGGACAAGCUGCAGCUAAAGGUCAAGUCCUACAAGAAGGCUGCAGAGGAAGCUGAGGAACAGGCCAACAGUAAUCUUACCAAGUUCCGCAAACUUCAACAUGAGCUCGAUGAAGCUGAGGAGCGAGCUGACAUUGCCGAGUCUCAGGUCAACAAGCUGCGCGCCAAAAGCCGUGAUGUGGGAUCAAAGAAAGGACUUGAUGAAGAAUGAAGUUCACCUUGAAAUGAUCAUUUCUGAGACACCUCUUGGUCCUGCAAUGAAGUCUCCCUAUGCAUGUGUUUUUGUUUAGUAGAAUAAAGUUAAUGAGCAUCUCAAA